Molecule: messenger RNA, 1880 nt
Organism: Amblyraja radiata (thorny skate)
Lineage: Eukaryota; Metazoa; Chordata; Chondrichthyes; Rajiformes; Rajidae
Product: gamma-aminobutyric acid receptor subunit alpha-1-like
Exons: 10
Coding region: 120-1490 (456 amino acids)
Biological process (GO): monoatomic ion transmembrane transport; gamma-aminobutyric acid signaling pathway; chloride transport
Cellular component (GO): membrane
Molecular function (GO): GABA-A receptor activity; extracellular ligand-gated monoatomic ion channel activity
Source: RefSeq, a predicted model, not a curated record
GAGACAUCAGGCAGCAAAGACCGGGGCGUUCUCAUCCCAACUCGGCGCAGUAGCAACUCGGCGGAGAAGUUUAUUCGCGACGCCGGUCUCCAAAGGGUUGGCGGCUCUGUGGACUUGCUAUGGAGAGAGGCGCUGCUCUCGCUCGUUGCAUUUCACCAACCUUAUGCCUUCUCCUCCUUCUCAACGCCGCGAUUCGCCCAAGCCUUCAGAUGUCGGAGGAAGCCAAGAACAACAUAACAAUCUUCACCAGGAUCUUGGACAGUCUUCUAGACGGAUAUGAUAACCGCUUGAGACCAGGACUGGGAGAGCGCAUAACAAGAGUCAAGACGGAUAUCUACGUAACAAGUUUUGGGCCGGUUUCAGACACAGACAUGGAAUACACAAUAGACGUGUUUUUUCGUCAGAGCUGGGAGGAUGAGAGGUUGAAAUUCAAAGGGCCCAUGACCAUCCUACGUUUAAAUAAUUUGAUGGCCAGCAGAAUAUGGACCCCAGAUACCUUCUUCCACAAUGGGAAGAAAUCAGUGGCUCACAACAUGACCAUGCCCAACAAACUGCUGCGGAUAACUGACGAUGGAACACUUUUAUACACAAUGAGGUUGACAGUUCGUGCGGAGUGUCCAAUGCAUUUGGAAGAUUUCCCCAUGGAUGCCCAUGCAUGUCCUCUGAAGUUUGGCAGUUAUGCCUACACAAUAUCGGAGGUGGUGUAUACAUGGACACAUGGAGCUUCUCAAUCAGUGGUUGUGGCUGAAGAUGGUUCUCGACUCAAUCAAUAUGAUUUAAUGGGACAAAGUGUCGGCAAACUCAUUAUCAAAUCUAGUACAGGUGAAUAUGUGGUUAUGACUGCUCACUUUCACUUGAAAAGAAAAAUUGGUUACUUCGUAAUUCAGACGUACUUGCCGUGCAUUAUGACAGUCAUUCUCUCACAAGUAUCAUUCUGGUUAAAUAGGGAAUCUGUCCCUGCAAGAACUGUCUUUGGAGUCACCACUGUAUUGACAAUGACUACGUUAAGUAUCAGUGCCAGGAACUCACUCCCAAAAGUUGCCUAUGCAACUGCCCUGGACUGGUUCAUCGCCGUUUGUUAUGCCUUUGUGUUUUCCGCAUUGAUUGAAUUUGCCACCGUGAACUACUUCACAAAGCGGAGCUGGGCCUGGGACGGCAAAAGCUUAGUUCCUGAAAAGAAAAAGGAAAAAGAAAGAGAGGCUCUUUUGAAGAAGAACAACACGUACACAGCAACAUCGGCGAACUUUGUCCCAAAUAUUGCGAAGGACGCAGGUUUAGCGACCAUUUCGAAAAGUGCUGCUGUGGAGUCCAAAGAGCCGAAACUAGAACAAAAGCCUCCAGAACCUGUGAAGACUUUCAACAGCGUUAGUAAAAUUGAUAGAUUAGCCAGAAUAGCAUUCCCAUUAAUGUUUGGUAUUUUCAACCUGGUUUAUUGGGCAACUUACUUGAAUAGGGAGCCAGUAAUCAAAGGUGACGAAGAACAUAACUAGAAGUUAGAAGAACCGUUCCUCAGUGGUAAUAAUAUUUUAAUUACUGGAUAAUUCUGUGAAGUUCUAACAUAUUCGAUAUCCCUACUCUAAUUUGAGGCAGACAUGGUUUUCAGUUUACCUCUUUCUAAAACAAAUAUCCUAAUUUUUUUUUCUGAUAAUAUUAGGAGAAAUAGGAAGAAAAAUAUUCAAACUCUCUCGAUGAAUAUCUAACACUUUAUUACUAUGUCAGUAAGCCAGGUCUGAUUCUCUGUCACGACUGACAUAUGAAAUUACUAUUGAUUUGCUAUUCCUGUUUUAUAAGGUUUUUCUUUUGAUAGCAUGUCCAUGAAGUGAAAAAGACCUAAUUUUAAACAUUCUCACACACACACAGGGUCAAUUUGAAAUGGUCUU